AUGCCGAAGAUUUUCUUGAUCAAGGAGCGCCUGCAGGAGCAGCAGACGAGGCUCCUCGAGGCACAGAAGGCGGGCGCGACACUCGAAGACGAUCGUGGCAGCAGUGAUGUCAGCAGCUUCAGAGACUCGUCCUCCUCCCUGGAUAUGCGGAGGGACAGGUCUCUGCCCAGGAUAUUUCACAUGGACACAUCCUCCCCGCCGCCGCGGAAGGAGAACACCUCCCAGCCCCUCGACCUCGCGCGAGAGAGUCGCCUCGACCUGGUGCGGGAGGACAGACUGAACUUGACAACUGUUCCCUCGACCUCCGGCUGGGAGACAGGUCCCGCGAGAGGCGCCCAACGAGUCCCAGAAGUCCCUCUCGAUAUACGUCUCCGCACCUGCUGGAGGAGCACCCCGACGAUCAGCCGCUCUCGCUCACCAUCCGGGACAGAGAUGACGAGACCUGCUACUGGCGCGAUGACGCCCGCGCCGCCAGCCCCGGGCGCCUGGACUCGGCCGCGGAGGCGCCCCGCCGCACGCUGCCGCCCAUCAGCCGCAUCCUGCCCAGGCCGCUGGUGGGGCGCCCCCGCUCGCCCUCCAUGCCCGUCCCCGACCUGCUGUGCCCGCCGCAGGAGACGCCCCUGGACUGCCACGUCCCCGCCGCUCCGCGUCCCCCCGCCUCCCCCCUUCUCCGACGUCAGGCGCCACCAGCGCGCGCCGUCCCCCAUGGAAUACGACCACCGGCCGUCGCGCUACCAUGACGACCACGCCCUCCCCUACGACCUCACGACGCGCAGGUCGCGCUCCCCCAGAACGAUCUCGCCGCAGUCGCUCCCGCCGGUGCUGGCGUCCAUGCGGCUGCGCGAGUGCACGAACGCCGAGGACGGCGGCGGCCAGGGCAGCGGCGGCGGCCCGCCCCCCAGCCAGCACGGGAGCAGCUCCGGCGGCGGCUACAUGGACACGUCCCAGACCUCCCUCGCCUUCUUCGGGUCUCUGGGCCUGGGCGGCGACAAGGGAGGCCUCGGCGGCGCUGACGGAGGCGGCGGCGGCGGCCAGAUGCCCUCCGGCAUCUCCAGCAUCGAGAGCGCCUCCCAGCCCCCGCCCCUGCCCUCGCCCGUCGAGCCGCACGUGUAUUCCCUGCCCGAGCACUGCCGCAGCAUCCCCCUCACCGCCAACGACACGUCCCCCGCCUUCCCGGCGCCCUCGCACUUCAGGGAGAAGCACCUGCAGCACAUGCAGCACCAGCACCAGCAGCACCAGCUUCAGCAUCAACAGCAUCAGCAGCAUCAACAGUCCCUGCAGCUACAGUUCCAGCAGCAGCAGAUGCAGACGCAGACGCAGACGCAGUACACGGUGCCCGUGCCCUCGCCGUCGCCGCUCCCCGUGUCCCCGCCCCUCAGCAGCGCCACCUCGCCGCUCCCCAUCGCCACGACGACCCUCCGCUCGCCCCCCGAGGCGCAGACCUACGAGCCCCUCACCACGCAGACGCAGGUCCCGCUCGUGUCGUCGACGGACCUCCAGAGCGGCUGGAACGAGCGCUCGCCGACGUCGCCGCAGUACCAGACCAACUACGCGAGCCGCCCUUCCCCCGGCGGCAGUUCCAUCAUGGACGCCUCCUCCCCGCCGCUGCAUGACAUACAGCAUGAAGUGCCGCUUCAGGUUCGAGUGUCCAUAUUGCAGCAACGCCUGGGACUUCCGGAGGACACGCCCCUCGAGUUCGUCAACGGAGGUCACGGCAUCAAGAACCCGCUGGCGCCCUCGACCGACACUCCGAGGCAGGACGUCAACGAGAAGCUGCCACCGCCAGUUAUUGAAGACGACAGCAGUAAGUUCGUGUGCCGCGUGUGCUCGAAGACCUUCAGCUUGCAAAGGCUCCUGAACCGCCACAUGAAGUGCCACUCGGACGUCAAGCGAUACCUGUGCACCUUCUGCGGCAAAGGCUUCAACGACACCUUCGAUCUCAAACGCCACACCAGAACUCACACUGGUGUGCGGCCUUACAAGUGCAACCUGUGCGAGAAGUCAUUCACCCAGCGGUGCUCCCUGGAGUCCCACUGCCUCAAGGUCCACGGCGUGCAGCACAGCUACGCCUACAAGGAGCGCCGUUCCAAGGUCUACGUGUGCGAGGAGUGCGGCCACACCACCGGGGAGCCCGAGUGCCACUACCUCCACCUCAAGGACAACCACCCCUACAGCCCCGCCCUCCUCAAGUUCUACGACAAGAGGCACUUCAAGUUCAACAACUCCAACUUCACGAACGUGCUCCUUAUGAGUCAAACAUAGGCGCUAACUUAGGUCGAGAGAGAAUGUGUGAUGUUGAUAGGCAACGUUAUGUUAGAUGCUUGUAAGUCAGCUGUCCUCCCGGGGCCUCGGGAUACAAGGAGCCGUGGCUCUUCUUCAGCCUGAGAGGCGAGCCGAGAACCACGGCGCCGCGAGCCACGCAGGACGCACGAGCCAAGGACACCACUGCCUUCUGGCGCGCCUCUGCCGACCGCCGGCCUGCAGAGCGAGCCACGGUCGGGUGCUGGGCCGCUGCCGAGAACUCGAUCCUCGGGCGCAGGCCGAAAACGAGGCUUUGAGCCCUGAGUUCUUUGGACGCUACGCCCAGCAGAGUAUUUCGAGACAUUAAACAAAUAUACCUCGCUGGCUACUGCGUGGUGCGUAUUUUUGUAUUCUGCUUGACAAAAACAUUUAAGGCAUUAUUAAAUAAUCAUAUGUAGAUAUAUUUGAUCAUGGAAAGUUCAUAACUUUCCUCUAGAUGUCACGUGUGUGUCUAUAAUACAAGUUUAUCAGCCUUGGUGUUUACGUGUAGGCUGUAUGAAACAGAAUAUACGGAUAACAGGAUAAAUACAAGACACGACGUAGUUUUUUGGCACUACAAGUGUCUAGGUUUAAUGUGGAUUCGUUGCAAUAUAGAUUUUAAGAUAUUGCUGAACCAAUGACAGUCAGGCUGCAUCGACUUCUUGCAGGAGCGUGCAGUCUUGCUUAUGUCUAUAGACUUCUUAUUGCUAUACUUCCUCUAUGUACUAGAACAAAGGAUAUAUAUAUAUCUGUAUAUCAUCCUUUCGCAUACCUUUCGUUAUUUUAUAUUAAACAGGGAAAAAACAAGAUGAAAAGAAAACGAUACUCUCAUUUUAUAGCAUGAUACUGAUCUCCGGAUUGACCCAUGGGCAUUAGUGGAACUUGGUGCUCCUCCAGUAAUGAAGCAAAUACCUACCAAUGAUAUUUACCUCAAUAGUCUCAGAGGCCCGUCCCAGCAUACCGGGCUGUGAUGGUCAGAGGGUAAUUAUUACUAUUAUUAUUAAUAUUAUUAUUAUUAUUAUUCUCUCCCUUUCUCUCAUAAUCUCUCUCCGCAUACAAAAGAUUUUUUUGAAAAACUUUUCGCAGUUCCCGACAAACGUUUUCUUUUUUGUGAUUUCCCACGCAAGGCGGUAGGCAGUGAUCCCUCCCCAUUUUUAUGAUAAUCGCUAGGUUUUAGUGAUAUUUUUUACCGUAAAAAAACUGAAUUAAAAAAAAAAGAGAGAGCUGGGUAGCAAAUUUACAAAUAAAAGGUGCGAUCCUCUGUCAAACACCAUGGUAGGCAGUUGCAAUGUAAAGUGAUAGUAGUCUGUAGUCGUAUUCCCUUAGGUGAUUUUAGAUCAUGUGGUGAUUCUACCGGUGAAGUACAAUGUCUGAAGUGUAAAUAAGGUGUACAUAGUGAUCUUUUAGUGUGGUAUUUUUUAUAUAUAUAUAUAUGGCGCAAGCUUAUCUUCCGCGGAGAAAAAUAAAAUAGAUAAUUAAAAAUGCUUAGGUGGGCUGUGCUCCCGAGUGACGUCACAGCUCCAACCGCUGAGGGCGAAAAAGUAACCUGAAUCUUAUAUAUUGAUCGAAAUAUGAUUAAAAAAAACUUUUAGAGUUCGAUUUUAGAAAUUUAUGAAUACAAAUGCUGUGUAACUGAUAGGAUAUGAUUUCUAAGAUUGUCUUUACUGGAUUGUGAUAGUUAUUUUUUUUUGUCUUGAUGAUAUCAUGAUAGAGAAUAGCUGUUGAUACUUAGUCAAGUGUUUUGAUAGAUGCAAUUCUUUUGGCAUUACCUGUAUCUCAUGCAUACGUGUUUUUGGCAUAAAUGAUACUGUCUGAGGCGUGAUAAGGCGUAUUUCUGGAUUGGCACCACAAUACACGGUGACACUUAUCCCGCCAUGAUAGAGUGUGGCGUCGUCUGUCACCAUGGUAACGCGUGUGACGAAUGCGAGGUGCCGCGUCGAGGCCUAACUCUCGAAUGGUAACACUGAAGCAUAUGGUAACACUUGGUAUCAUGGGUUAACGCUGAAACCAUAUCAUUGAUUGGUAUGUGGCAAUUUGAAAUAACGUUCUUUGUUCUAGAAGGCGUGUGGGAACUUGUCUAACGAUAUACCACUGGAGGGUUUGGCACUCGCUUGGCAUCACUGCACCUGUUGCUUAGUGGCUGUUAAACUAUAUUAUUUUUAGAUAGGAUCACUGUAAUAAACGUGUUGCAUUGCACUGCUGAUCUUCCCAUUCACUGAUCAUGGUGGGCUUGUCUUUUUUGUGUAAUAACAUCUUUGCCUUUUACGGGUUGCAGUUAAUGUUAUUUUACUUCCUCUAUUGAGUUUAUUUAUGACCUACACAGACGCAGUCACAUAUUUUAUAUUUUUAAAUAUAUGUCUCCCAUUUGUUUUCCUCGUGAAUGAAUUCCCUUCCUCUAUCAUAUAUGUAUAUAUUUGAAACUUAAGAUAAUAAAUCGUUUUUGGAAAGA
This is a messenger RNA of Penaeus vannamei (Pacific white shrimp), 4729 nucleotides long. NCBI's taxonomy places the organism in Eukaryota, Metazoa, Arthropoda, Malacostraca, Decapoda, Penaeidae. The record is from RefSeq and is a predicted model, not a curated record.